CUCGAGUAACUUACUUUUUGAAUUAAAUAAUCGUUUUCAUAGUUGAGUGAAAUGUUAAAGUUUAAGUAUGUAAAAUAUAUUUUGUAGAAAAAUUAUAAAUUAAUCAUUAAUAAUUCUAAAAACCCUGUAUACGUCGGCAGCACAUAAGUAUACAAGUUAUACAAACACAUUACAAAAAAGUGAAAGAUCCGCACAAUAAACGUAACUUGGUCAUUCGAUUACUAAAUUUUAUUCUUCAUAUUUUUUUCAUACCGGGCGCCUUAUAUGAAAAUCGAUUUUUAAGGAAUAAACUCCAAUAAAUUGAAUUCUAAUAAUCGAUAAAAUAUGAAGACCAAUUAAAAAAAGAUCCAUCAAAUUCUAUAUACAAUAUAUCGCAAAAUCGAUAAAUAAUGAUGAAAGUAGCGUAGAUGUAAAUCAACAGUAUAUUGUUUUUCCCGUAUAAUGGCUACGCUCGAAUGAUACACGAAUUUUUGUUCUGCCCGGCUUUCACACCAAGCUCAACAAGCUGGUAUAUCAACGUACAAAAUUCUAGUGACCGUAGCUAAUUGAAAUGACAAAAGGGAUCCACGGGAGUGGAUUAUUAAUGUAAAGGAAACUGCUAGCUAGCUAGCUACCCACCCACCCUUCGGUUCACAUAUUUAUAGCCCUUCCUGCUAAUGUUGAUAAUUUGAAAUUUUGUUAAAUGACAGUGUGUGACAGUAAGGUUGUGAUAGAUACAAAAUACAAAAAAUAAAGAUAGAAAAAAAGAAGAAAUAAACAAGGAGGAAAGCAUAGGAAUUAGGUGGAUAUUAAAAAGAUCAUUUCUUAAGAAGCAAACAAAAGUGUGAUCCUUAUGGUUGCCUAUUGUUGAGUAUUGGUGAACAACCCCCAAUGAAGUAUCACUGGCAUGGCCACACGACUGAGCCCCCGAAAUUCGGAAGUAAACGCACUUGAACAGAGGGGCUAUUUGAUUGGCAAGAAAAUCGGACAGGGUUCCUAUGCGACUGUACAUUUGGCUGAAUAUGUCGACGGGACAAGUUCGAAAAAAAUGCGAUUGGCUUGUAAAAUCUUUGACAAGGAAAAAGCACCGCCCGAUUUUCUCGAGAAGUUUUUUCCUAGGGAAUUAGAGAUAUUAACGAAGAUAGAAAACCCUCAUAUUAUUCAAGUGCACAGUAUAUUGCAACGUGGACCAAGAGUCUUCAUCUUCAUGCGUUAUGCGGACAAUGGUGAUCUAUUGGAUUUCGUAACAAGAAAUGGUGUUGUACCAGAACAACAAUCAAAAUUAUGGUUUCGUCAAAUGGCAUCGGGAUUGCAAUAUCUUCACAGCAAGAAUAUAGCACAUCGAGAUUUAAAAUGCGAGAAUAUUCUCUUGUCGAGAAAAUUUAACGUUAAACUCGCUGAUUUUGGAUUUGCGAGAUUUUGCAUAGAUCACGAAGGUAGACGAGUAUUAAGUAGAACUUAUUGCGGAUCUGCUGCUUAUGCUGCACCUGAAGUUGUUUCGGGUACACCGUACAAUCCUAAAUUAGCUGAUGUUUGGUCACUCGGUAUCAUUCUUUUUAUCAUGCUGAAUGCAUCGAUGCCUUUCGAUGACUCCAAUUUGAGAAAACUUCUGAAAGAUCAAAUGUCGAGGAAUUGGGUAUUCAGAUCUCGAGUACGAGAAGCUGUUUCCACCUCAGCGAAGAGUAUUGUUAGACAUAUCCUUGAACCGGAUAUCACCCUUAGACUAACUCUUGACAGAGUACUUGGUCACGAAUGGGUACGCACCAAAAAGGAAAAAAUCAAUUCUCUUACAGGCAGACUCGUUCAUUCGGCACCACCCAUUCAUCCACAGAGAAUGUAUAACGGUAUAAGUAAAUAG
This is a messenger RNA of Polistes canadensis, 1837 nucleotides long. RefSeq names its product testis-specific serine/threonine-protein kinase 1 (gene Tssk). Gene Ontology annotation, cellular component: cytoplasm. The transcript is spliced from 4 exons. NCBI's taxonomy places the organism in Eukaryota, Metazoa, Arthropoda, Insecta, Hymenoptera, Vespidae. The record is from RefSeq and is a predicted model, not a curated record. Gene Ontology annotation, molecular function: protein serine/threonine kinase activity; ATP binding; tau-protein kinase activity. Gene Ontology annotation, biological process: intracellular signal transduction; microtubule cytoskeleton organization; protein phosphorylation. The coding region runs from base 887 to 1837 and encodes 316 amino acids.